AUGGCUUCAAAAGAUGCUCAGUUUCGAGACAGAUUUUUUGAUUCUAGAUAUAAGGUGGAGAAGACUAACAAAACAUCAGCAGAAAAGUUGAACGAAUUAAAAGCCAAGCUAGAAUCUUCAUUUAAAUCCCCAAAAAACAAUAUAGACACUUCAUGAAAAGCAUUUCGCAGUGAAAUCCGCACACAGUCAACUACUAGCUUUACUAUGCCUUCUUUUUCUCAUUAUCAAGACAUUUCUAACUUCCGUCCUACAACGCCUAAUAAGAGCUCAAUUUUAUCGCAGCCGGGCAGAAUAAGACACCAAACAGAAUUAUUUAAGCAAUUUUCUCCUUCAAGGACACCUAGUCCUUUGAUACAGUCUCCAAGCGCGAAUAAAUUAAUCUUUUCAGCAAAUAAGAGAAAAAUCCAGGAAACAGUCACCCAAGAUGACUUGAGGAAAGCACUGGAAAUUUUAGAAGAAAUGAAUGAAAUGGACUGCAGUCAAAUGAGUGCAGGGUAUAAGCAAACUCUGAUUAAAUUUUGUAAUCAAGUUUUGAGCAAACUGAGGUCAAGAGGCUUUUAA
Blepharisma stoltei is the source of this 561-nucleotide messenger RNA. The record is from the annotation of a GenBank genome assembly. Lineage: Eukaryota; Ciliophora; Heterotrichea; Heterotrichida; Blepharismidae.